AAACCAGGAGAGGAGAGGAGUAUCAAGCACCGGAGCAGCUGAUAGCUGGACAGCAGCAACCACUGCUGAGGCAUCACUCUGAUACAUAAAAGACACAUCUAAAAAAAAAAGGCAGCUGUACUUCAACACCAAGAAUUUGAAGACAUCGACAACCCUGAAUCCCUGCUGCACAAUGAAUCUCAAAAGAUUGAUUUUUCUGCUGCUCCUUCAGGGGUUGGUGGUGGUGCUCUUCUAUGGACGGUAUGUUCAUCACAAACCACCCGACACUCCUCCUUCCACUGGUAAAGUUCAUGUUCUGGUGCUCUCGUCAUGGCGAUCGGGCUCAUCCUUCAUGGGUCAGGUAUUCAGUCAGCACCCGUCUGUCUUCUAUCUCAUGGAGCCUGCUUGGCAUGUGUGGUUCACAGUAAAGUCACCGACUGUGCGACUGCUUCGGAUGGCUGUGAGGGAUGUAAUGCGGAGUAUAUUCCAGUGUGACUUCUCAGUAAUGGAUUCCUACCUGCCAGAACAACACAAUGUGUCCUCUUUGUUCAUGUGGAGUCACAGUCGAGCACUGUGUUCCCCGCCUGCCUGUCCCCUCACACCACGCAACCAGACGAGCAGUCAACCCCAGUGCUUCCAGAAAUGUGAUGCUCGAGGCCUGCAGAAGGUGGAAGAGGCCUGUGGCACGUACAGUCAUGUGGUGUUAAAAGAAGUGCGAUUUUUUGAGCUGGAAUCCCUUUACCCUCUUUUGAAGGACCCAAACAUGGAUCUCCGCAUCAUCCAUCUGGUCCGAGACCCCCGGGCCGUGCUGAGGUCCAGAGAGGAGUCAGCCUCAUCAUUUUAUAAAGAUAGCAGUAUUGUUUUGGGGCAGAGAAAGGUGGCAGCUGCUGAGGUGCAGUAUCAGGUCAUGCAGGAGAUCUGCCGCAGCCAUGUACGCAUUAAUGAGAGGGCUGUACUGAAGCCCCCUCCAUUUCUGAAAGGACGCUACAAACUAGUUCGCUAUGAGGAUGUGGCACGCAGCCCACUUAAGGAGGUUAAUGACAUUUAUGAGUUUGUAGGUUUAGGGAUGACCCCACAACUGGAGGACUGGAUCUACACACUCACACAUGGAAAGGGUAAAGGCCCAGCUUUUCAAAUAACCUCUCGAAAUGCUACAAACGUCUCCCAGGCUUGGCGCACCAUGCUGCCUUACAGCAAGGUCAAACGUGUUCAGGAAGUGUGUGAAGGAGCCAUGUCACUGCUGGGCUACAAGACAGUUAAGAGUGAAAAAGAGCAGAGACUUGGCAUUGAUCUGCUGGUUCCUCAAGGACCAUAUCAGUUCAGCUGGGUAUCAACAAAAAAAGAGCAUAAAAGUAAAAGAUAAAAGAUAGACAACAACUUAUCAGUACUGGAUACAGAGGACUGAAUUCUGUAUCUGAUCCUGUGGUUGUCACAAACUCAGUGCUUUAAGUGGGCCGGUACGGAGCGGUACGCAGUACCGGCACUUCUAAAUUGUACCCAUCAGCGUACCGGAAAUUAUUUACUGUGUGCGGCGCGUACCGGUACUGUCCUUCCCAGAUUCCCCAUCAGUCAGUAACUCCCCACGAUC
Molecule: messenger RNA, 1567 nt
Organism: Cololabis saira (Pacific saury)
Lineage: Eukaryota; Metazoa; Chordata; Actinopteri; Beloniformes; Belonidae
Product: carbohydrate sulfotransferase 6-like
Exons: 2
Coding region: 173-1342 (389 amino acids)
Biological process (GO): sulfur compound metabolic process; carbohydrate metabolic process; N-acetylglucosamine metabolic process
Cellular component (GO): Golgi membrane
Molecular function (GO): N-acetylglucosamine 6-O-sulfotransferase activity
Source: RefSeq, a predicted model, not a curated record